AGUGAGGGCGGGCCCUUGAACCUUUCCGUUCUCGUGUUUGAAAUGGAGGCCCCGGAGGACCGCUUAGCUCGCUGGGUUGGAGUGGGGUGCUGUAAGAAGGAGGCCCUGGCCUGGAGCUGGGCAGGUCCAGAGGGCUGUGCCCAGUGCAGCCUGGGGGAUGUGGUGACCCUCUGAGGGAGAGCCUCCCAGCGUCCAGGCCCACGAUGAACCCCACCCCUAACUCAGGCCACGGACCCCUGGCAGCCACGCCACCCAGGACUGCGUGGGACAAGAGAGCCGUCGCCCCGCAGGGGCCAGCAGCAGGACAGCCCCGAGCAGCCUGGCCCAGGAGGCUCAAGGCAGCCACCAGGACAUUCUGGGCCACCUGCCCUUCCUUGUCCACCGUCUUCUUCCUUUUCGUCAUCUUCAUGGUGUCCAUCAUCUUCCACUGCCGCCAGCGCCUGGCUCUAGUGCCCAACCCCUGGGCCUCCCCAGGCCACUUGGUCCUGGUCCCUGGACACCUGCCCCCCGGGGGCAUGUUCACCAUCAACGCCAAAGGCCGCCUGGGGAACCAGAUGGGGGAGUACGCCACCCUGUACGCGCUGGCCAGGAUGAACGGGCGGCCGGCCUUCAUCCCGCCCGAGAUGCACAGCACGCUGGCCCCCAUCUUCAGGAUCACCCUCCCGGUCCUGCACGCCAGCACGGCCCGCAGGAUCCCCUGGCAGAACUACCACCUGAACGACUGGAUGGAGGAGCGGUACCGCCACAUCCCGGGGGAGUACGUGCGCCUCACGGGCUACCCCUGCUCCUGGACCUUCUACCACCACCUGCACACCGAGAUCCUCCGGGAGUUCACCCUGCAUAACCACGUGCGCGAGGAGGCCCAGGAUUUCCUGCGGGGUCUGCGGGUGAACGGGAGCCGACCGAGCACCUACGUGGGGGUGCACGUGCGCCGGGGGGACUACGUGCACGUGAUGCCCAACGUGUGGAAGGGCGUGGUGGCCGACCGGCGGUACCUGGAGCAGGCCCUGGACUGGUUCCGGGCUCGCUACCGCUCCCCCGUCUUUGUGGUCUCCAGCAACGGCAUGGCCUGGUGUCGGGAAAACAUCAAUGCCUCGCGCGGCGAUGUGGUGUUUGCCGGCAAUGGCAUCGAGGGCUCCCCCGCCAAAGACUUCGCGCUGCUCACGCAGUGUAACCACACUGUCAUGACCAUUGGCACGUUCGGGAUCUGGGCCGCCUACCUUGCUGGUGGAGAGACCAUCUACCUGGCCAACUUCACCUUGCCCACCUCCCCCUUCCGGAUGGUGUUUAAGCCCGAGGCAGCCUUCCUGCCAGAGUGGGUGGGUAUUGCAGCUGACCUGUGGCAGGCCAGAGACAACGGCCCCUAGCCCCGUGUCCCUGCCUCACCCUCGGCUCUGCACACCGUGUGGGGCGCAGCACGCGGGCUCGGAUGCCUGCAUUUAAAUCCAGGCUGCUCUGCUUCCCGGCUGGGUGACUUUGGAUGAGUAACUUAACCUCUCUGUGCCUUAGUAUGCCACCUGAGAAACAAAUGGGACGCAGCUCCUCCUAAGAACACGAUGAAUUCGUGUAGGGCCUCGGAAACAGGUGGUAAAGUGUUGGCUGUUAACACGUCUCUGGGUGUCGUGCCCUGGACAUUGGGACUGUGUUAAGGUGGGUGGAAAUGUAUUUUUGCCCUCUCCUUCUUUAUAGUCCCGGGAGCAUAGAGUCCAGAUGUUUUGUACUUGUCUCCUGGAAGGGCUUGGCGAUGAAACUGUUCCUGCCCUCAAGUAAAGGGGAGCUGGCUGGUGGCUAAGAAUUCAGGCAUUGGGUCCAAGGGGGCCUUGUGAUGAGAGAACAUGAGGGAAAACAGGCCGUGAGAGGCUGACUCAGGGAGAGACCCUCUCGCGGAGGGGCUGGGGGAGGGCCUCACAGCGACGGCAGGACUCAGCAGCAGGCCUUGGCCUGUAGCAGCGAAGACGCCCAGAGUCCGAAGGUCAUGGAGCAACAGGCUGACCCCACAGGGGCAGGGGCCACGGAGACUUGCCAUGGCCGUGUCCACCCGUGUGGACAGGUGAUCUGACACCUUGGCACUGCCUGUGCCCCAGGACCUAAUGCCACUGUGAGAAACCCCAAUAUGGACAAAAGUCGGAUUAGGUGAUUAUGAUACUGGUUUUCUUGUGUUUGACGCAUCUUAAAGCAUGAAGAUAACCAGUAUUUUUAUUGGAUCCUUUUUGGAUAUGAAAAAAAUGUAAAGUUACUUAUGUUCAUUUAAAAUUUCCCCCAAACAUGGGUGAACUGGUUUAGAAAACGUUUCAGCCACAUUUCGUUCCCAUUUUAAAACCUGUUCCAAGUGUCUUACUUAUUUGCUUCCCGUGUCUUGGCAUACGGGUGCGGUCGAGUGCCCUUCCUCUCCUGUGGGAGCAAUACUGUCUUCCCAGAGCCCUAAGUCCUCGGUGGUUAAGAGGGGGUGUUGAAGAAAGCAGGGGAGGGGCUCAAGGGGAGGGUGCCAGGGAGGGAGGCUCUGUAUCAGCCAUCUACCGUUUUGUAACAAAACUUACAAACCCCAACGCCUAGUAGCUUAAAGCAACAAUAAUUUACCAUUGCUUACAGUUGCCGUGGGCCAGGAAUUCGGGAGUGACUUGGCUGAGUGGUUCUGCGUGGGACAUCCAGGGAGGUGGCUGUCGGGUGUUAGCGAGGGCUGCAGUCAUCAGAAGGCUUGAUGGGCUGGGGAUCCGCUUCAGUGGCUGGCAAGUUGGUGCUGGCUUUUGGCUCUUGGUUAGCUCCUCCCCCUCCUUUUUUUCUUUUUUGGCUGUACCUGGGCACAUGGAAGUUCAGCUGGAGCUGAUGACACAGUUGUGGCAAUGCUGUUAGGGCAGCUACCCAGCAGCCCUGCGCUGCAGCGUAUCAGCUCUGGAGACAGCCCUGUGGCUGUAGGGUACCAGCUCCAGCAGCUCUGUGGCUGCAGUGGAUCAGCUCUUUCACCCGGGGGGAAACCAAGCGAGCGCUCGGAGAGGUGGAGAACUCAGGUUUAUGACGCCGGCGCGCUCAGAAGAGAUCGCUCUCCAGAGUCUGAGCCGGAAGAAGGGUUUCCCAAGGCUUUUAUGGGCUGCGUCUUCUGGGUCCAAGCUUGGCUGGUUGGACCGGAGUGACGUCAGGCAAGGUAGUGGAUGCGGAAACAAAUUGACAGAAGCAGAUGCGUGGGGGAGGGGUGGUUGGGACAGUUGGCUGGACUUUGCUCAGUCAUCGUGGCCGGGGUCUCUCCUUUCUACGUUUUUAUUGGGACAUUUUCUCCUACAAUGCUGGAUCCUUUAACCCACUGUGAUGGGCUAGGGAUUGAACCGGCACCACUGUGUGAGCUGGGAGGGGACUACUCAAGAGUAUGAUGCCGGGAGGAUUAUCUCGGGCCGUGUUGGAGGCUGCUGUGUUAACUUGCUAGAGCUGCUGUAAUAAAGUACCCCAGACGGGGGUGCCUUGAUUAAACCACA
Messenger RNA from Sus scrofa (pig), 3464 nucleotides. RefSeq names its product galactoside alpha-(1,2)-fucosyltransferase 2 (gene FUT2B). Gene Ontology annotation, biological process: carbohydrate metabolic process. Gene Ontology annotation, cellular component: membrane. Lineage: Eukaryota; Metazoa; Chordata; Mammalia; Artiodactyla; Suidae. Gene Ontology annotation, molecular function: galactoside 2-alpha-L-fucosyltransferase activity. The record is from RefSeq and is a predicted model, not a curated record.